This is a messenger RNA of Kwoniella shivajii, 537 nucleotides long. RefSeq lists its product as uncharacterized. NCBI's taxonomy places the organism in Eukaryota, Fungi, Basidiomycota, Tremellomycetes, Tremellales, Cryptococcaceae. Bases 1 to 537 code for a protein of 178 amino acids. The transcript has 2 exons. The record is from RefSeq and is a predicted model, not a curated record.
AUGCGACCAAAGGAACACGUGCUGUCGAAGCAGGUCCUUGAGUUCUUGAUCGAACACCAAGACAACUUCCUCCUCGGUAUGGAACUGAAAAAGCGCAAGGAAAAGAAACAAAUACCCACACCCCCUCCGAUGGUGAAAGCAGACUCUGAUCUGAUGCUGCCUUCGGAUUCCGACGACGAAGCUCCGGCCGGCGGAUACUAUGUCAUCGAGGGAACCGGCAGACCGACUUCUCCCCCCAUUGCCUCUCCCGUGCAGCCCAACAUCAGUGCCAGCCUGCUUCCAGCACCCCCAGUCAGAACCAAACCUUCUCCCGCUAAACCUGCUCCUUCCGACCUCAUGGAGAUGUCCGACUCCGACGACGAAGCUCCUCCAGGAGGGUAUGAAGUGCGGACUGGAAAUCCGUUGACAUCGCGCGCGGCGAUAAUCGCCAAAGCUCAGGCUGGAGGCUCAAGUAUAGCACGCAGGAAAACGCUGCCGACGCGAAGACCCGGAGACUCUACAGCCAGCCUGCGACGGACGACGAAAGAAGCGCCAUGA